UAACAUAUGAUGUCAUCUUUUUAGCGCAGCAUUUGGAAUAAAUGCAGCAGAAUUCUAACGGACCUUCAUUUGUGGGAAUAAGGUUUUGUCAAGAAUGUAAUAAUAUGUUGUAUCCAAAGGAAGACAAAGCUAACAGAAUUUUGCUUUAUGCUUGUCGAAAUUGUGAUUAUAGGGAAGUUGCAGACAAUAAUUGUAUUUACGUUAAUAAAAUUAUGCACGAAAUUAAUGAGCUAACCCAAAUUGUUUCUGAUGUUAUAUCAGAUCCUACUUUACCUAGGACUGAAGACCACCCUUGUCCCAGAUGUGGGCACAAAGAAGCAGUGUUUUUUCAGGCACAAAGUGCUAAAGCAGAAGAUGAAAUGAGAUUGUAUUACGUUUGUACCGACCCUAAUUGUGCUCACAGAUGGACUGAAUAAUCGAACAUACAAGAAAAAAAAAGAAGCUUUUUAUUAUUCAAAUUCGUGUAUAUGAGUUAUAAACUUAUAAAAAUAUGAUUAGACGUGAUAAUUUUAAAUUGAUAUGAUGUAUAAUAAAUAUAAAAAAAUGAUAUAGAAUAG
Gordionus sp. m RMFG-2023 is the source of this 557-nucleotide messenger RNA. Its product is annotated as DNA-directed RNA polymerase II subunit RPB9-like. Gene Ontology annotation, cellular component: RNA polymerase II, core complex. Lineage: Eukaryota; Metazoa; Nematomorpha; Gordioida; Chordodea; Parachordodidae. Gene Ontology annotation, molecular function: DNA-directed RNA polymerase activity; nucleic acid binding; zinc ion binding. The transcript is spliced from 4 exons. The coding region runs from base 42 to 416 and encodes 124 amino acids. Gene Ontology annotation, biological process: transcription-coupled nucleotide-excision repair; transcription initiation at RNA polymerase II promoter; DNA-templated transcription. The record is from RefSeq and is a predicted model, not a curated record.